GAGGGCUGUGCAAAACUUAUCCGUAAUAAUUCCUUAACUUUCAAACAUUAUAGAGAAAACACACUAAAAUACGUCUGUGGGGAGAAUAGGAACCGACAUGGUCAAUGUGAACACUCUGGUUAGCACCCAUAUGGAUCUACCAUAUGGCAUUAAGGGAUUAGGCGAGCUGCCGGUCAGCGUGUGUGCUGCAGUGAGAACAGUGGCUCCCACAUUCACGGAUACACACAGAGGACCGAAUGGGCAGGCGGUUGUGUGGAGGAGGUUGAGGAGCAGGGGCCUGCCAGCAGUCAGGAACACAAAGUGCAGGAUGUAUGAAGAACAUGGGCACUUCAACAUCACGCCAGACUCCUCACCUGCUGAGAGUGCCAACAUGAAUGCUGCCAACCACUUAGGGGCAGGAACCACAUGUGCCAUCUGUGGAGACCGGGCCACAGGCAAGCACUAUGGAGCCUCCAGCUGUGACGGCUGCAAAGGCUUCUUCAGACGCAGCGUACGCAAAAACCACAUGUACUCCUGCAGGUUCAACAGACAGUGCAUAGUGGACAAAGACAAGAGAAAUCAGUGUCGAUACUGUAGACUAAAGAAGUGCUUUCGAGCAGGGAUGAAGAAAGAAGCUGUGCAGAAUGAAAGAGACAGGAUUAGCACUAGAAGAUCCAGCUAUGAAGACAGCAGCUUGCCCUCCAUUAAUGCACUCAUUCAAGCUGAUGUCCUUUCUAGACAGAUCUCAUCACCAGGACCUAUCAUGAAUGGUGACAUCAGAACGAAAAAGGUAGCCACUAUAACCGAUGUCUGUGAGUCUAUGAAACAACAGCUGUUGGUGCUGGUGGAAUGGGCCAAAUACAUCCCUGCUUUCUGCGACCUCCCCCUGGAUGAUCAGGUGGCUUUACUGCGUGCUCAUGCCGGAGAGCAUCUCUUGCUAGGAGCUGCUAAACGUUCCAUGCUGUAUAAAGACAUUUUACUAUUAGGUAAUGAUCAUAUUAUUCUUCGAAACUGCCCCGAGUUGGAGGUUAGCCGUGUGGCUGUAAGGAUCCUGGACGAGUUAGUUCUUCCCUUCCAGGAUCUUCAGAUCGAUGACAAUGAAUAUGCCUGCUUGAAGGCCAUUGUAUUCUUCGAUCCAGAUGCCAAAGGUUUAAGUGAUCCAGGCAAGAUCAAGCGUAUGCGAUACCAAGUUCAAGUUAGUCUGGAAGACUACAUUACCGAUCGCCAGUACGAUUCGCGGGGACGGUUCGGCGAGCUGCUUCUUCUGUUGCCAACACUACAGAGUAUCACCUGGCAAAUGAUCGAGCAAAUCCAGUUUGUUAAACUGUUUGGAAUGGCAAAGAUAGACAACCUGCUGCAAGAGAUGCUUUUGGGAGGUUCAGCAAAUGAAGCCCCUCAUGCCCACCACUCUCUACACCCACAUCUGGUCCAGGAGCAUCUUAGUAACAAUGUCAUUGUUACCACCAACAUGGCCACUCCAAUUCACAAUGGCCAGAUGUCCACUCCAGAAACUCCAAUCCCAUCUCCCCCCACGGCCUCAGGUUCUGAUCACUACAAAAUGGCUCCAGGAGUUAUAGCCACAGUGCCCAAGCAGCACAGCUCCAUCCCUCAACCAACCAUCACUAAACAAGAGGCGAUCUGACUGCUCUAGGAGAAAUACAGCUCAUGGAUUUUAAGAAUUGUGUUUUUUUUGUACAAUAGUACUUUUAAUAGGCAAUAGGUUGUCUCAUAGACAUUGGAGACAGUAAAAUGAUAUUUAUAGCUGUUAAAGAUUUUAGGAAAGACACUGUUAAGAGUUAAAAAGGUCUAUUUUUAAGUACUUUUUGGGACUCUUUUUUUCUUAAAUGAGAGUGAUGACACUUACCCAAAUCCAGGUCUAGCAAAGUUAAAAACUAAUUGUCAGUAGACCAAAAUUGAGUUUUAAGUUAAAAACUUAAGGUGUGCAUAAAAACAUGGUAUAAUUAAGCUUUUUUGUAAUGUACUGUGUAUGUCCAUUCCAUCUCAUUUGUUGGCUGUAUGUAUUUUUAAAACUAGUGGUGCAUAUUUAUACUACCCAAGGAGUCAUAAUAGUUUUCAAAUAGUCAAACAUGCCCAUAGAAAGGCUAUGCAAGUAUUUUUUUUUCUUUCAGGAGUUUGAGUUCCAUAUAUGUUACAGCAGGCCUCUUAUCUGAAUGUGAUCAGAUGUUUGUUCUAUUGUACAGUUUUUUAAUAGCUUGCUACAAAAGACUGACUCUUAUAGUACUUUUGCAGUAACUCAAUAGGAUGCAUAAAAUUUUGUGCCUUGGAAAUAUUGCUAUUUACCAAAAUGCUGGUAAUUAUUUUAUGUAUGUUAACAGUAUGUGCAUUUCAUAUGUUUCUAUAGGUGCCAUACUUAAAUUGUACAUAUAAUGAUUUCUUUUUUUUUUCUUUUUCAUAAAAGUGUUUAGUCUGUUUUAUGUUAUUCAGUAAAUGAGAGCUAAAAAAACAAACAAAAAAAAAAAAAAAACAUAGGUAAAAAUGAAAAAAGAAAUUUGGUCUCCUCUUCAACCCCUUAACUGUGACUAUUGAGUGAUACAUAUGUCUGCAUUCAGUGUAUUUUAGGAGAGAAUGUCACACUUUAUUCAUAACUAGUUUUAAAUGUUGGUCUUACCUAUUUACAAUUACCACCUUCAGGCAGAAGGAUAAUUUUAAACUUAUAAUGUGAACUGAUUUUAAAUACCAAUGUUAUAUUUUUACAUAAAAGUGUGCUGUUGUUUAUUUUCUUCCAUAUCUUUAAAGUUACAUUUUUGAACAUUCAUAAAUAAAAUAAUUUAAAUAGGUAUAGCAUAAAUGUUAAAAUAAGAUCCACUAUGAUUUCCGUGGGUGGUCUGAACAAAUAGCUAAUGAUGAAACGGAGUAAUAAUUUCUUAAUAAUUGCAUGCCUUGCCAAUUGGGACACAUUGGCCUACUUUUAUAUAGUUCAAAUGUGGACAUUAUCAAAUGUCCUUCAUUAUGGCAAAACAAAAAAUUGUCCAGAGGAACUUUUAAGGCUCAAUGAUGAAACGGAGUAAUAAUUUCUUAAUAAUUGCAUGCCUUGCCAAUUGGGACACAUUGGCCUACUAUUAUAUAGUUCAAAUUUGGACAUUAUCAUAUGUCCUUCAUUAUGGCAAAACAAAAAUUUGUCCAGAGGAACUUUUAAGGCUUAUAAUUGCCUCAGUAAACCAGCUUCAAAACAAGAUGAUAAAAGUGAGUGUACGUGGCAAAGCAGGUCAAGGAUUUUUAGGGCUGGGGACGUGUGCGCUACUCUACACUGAUAACAGACAAUAAAACAAUUCAUGAUCCGGGCUCCUUCACCGAUAGUUUCUCUUAAGAAAUAUUUGUCAGGAGAUGAUGUAACCAGAUGCGUCAAUCAAUUUUAGUCGCAUCUAUAAUUCCAUAAACCAGAAUUAAGGUAUAAUUCCAAUGUAAAAGCUGUGUUGUGUUUCGUAGCUUUUCCGUACACUUAAUUUGUAUUGGGGCCGUUAACACCGAAAUAAGCACCACGAACAAAGGUGUCUCGAGAUGCGUUUUAAUAUUUCAAGUCCUUUUAAAUUUUUUUAACAAGGUGUGAAAACACACAGGAAUGGUCUGGCUGCAGACAUGCAGAUGCACUCUCAGACACAUGCGCUGUCAGACUCACACAUGCGCUCUUUGCUGUAAUGUCACAUGCACUCGCUAUGUCAAAACCAGAAAUAAGUGGACAGAAAUCUAAUGAAUGACGUUACCUUUACAAAGGCCUUGUCCCAAUAUCCCCACUUGUGGUUUUGGUCUUGCCUACUUACCCACUUGUCUUUCCGGUGUUUGGCCACUAGUGUGCAAGUAGAUGUGAAGACUGCGAGUGUGCGGAUGACUUUUGAUUGCACGUUAGGAUGCUCGAGUCGUAGACUUAACGAUGUUGGUGCUGGUUGCGACAGCUCUUUGAGUUUCUUCACUCAGCUGAAGGCUGAUUGUUUUUGGUAGUGGUGACUCUUAUAGCCUACUUAAAAUAAUAAAUAACUGAACAUUUUACCCAUCUUUUCAUUUAUUAUUACACUGGUACAUACAUACUGGUUGUUGGAAGUGUAUUGUACUGUAGAAAAUAUGUAUGCACAUUUUUUAUAAUGUUUUUAUUGUGUGAAAAUAAUUGUAAAAGUUAAUUAUUUUUACUCAUUUUGAUUUUCAAUACUUUGCACAUUAAAAACUGUUUAACUGUAAAAUUCCGUUGUCCAUAACUGCUGUAAAAUAUGAAAUAUAAGCAAUUUCUUUCUAC
Myxocyprinus asiaticus (Chinese sucker) is the source of this 4225-nucleotide messenger RNA. RefSeq names its product hepatocyte nuclear factor 4-alpha-like. The transcript has 11 exons. The record is from RefSeq and is a predicted model, not a curated record. Lineage: Eukaryota; Metazoa; Chordata; Actinopteri; Cypriniformes; Catostomidae. Bases 98 to 1621 code for a protein of 507 amino acids. Gene Ontology annotation, molecular function: zinc ion binding; nuclear receptor activity; RNA polymerase II cis-regulatory region sequence-specific DNA binding. Gene Ontology annotation, biological process: anatomical structure development; positive regulation of transcription by RNA polymerase II; cell differentiation.